This is a messenger RNA of Staurois parvus, 347 nucleotides long. The record is from the annotation of a GenBank genome assembly. NCBI's taxonomy places the organism in Eukaryota, Metazoa, Chordata, Amphibia, Anura, Ranidae.
GGAGACCAGAUAUAGUGAAUGCAGGGUCCGAGGAGACCAGAUAUAGCGGAUGUAGGGUCCGAGGAGACCAGAUAUAGUGAAUGCAGGGUCCGAGGAGACCAGAUAUAGUGAAUGCAGGGUCCGAGGAGACCAGAUAUAGCGGAUGUAGGGUCCGAGGAGACCAGAUAUAGUGGAUGUGGGGUCCGAGGAGACCAGAUAUAGCGGAUGUAGGGUCCGAGGAGAGCAGAUAUAGUGAAUGCAGGGGUCCGAGGAGACCAGAUAUAGUGGAUGUGGGGUCCGAGGAGACCAGAUAUAGCGGAUGUAGGGUCCGAGGAGAGCAGAUAUAGUGAAUGCAGGGUCUGAGGAGA